AAUGUUGCCGGGAGUUGUCUAGUAGAGCGCAGGCACUAAUUUAGGACUCUAGGACUCUCCAUCUAGGAAAUAUUAGACAGGGUAUAUCCCUCGAUAUUUGAGAGGCUAGCCAUGUAAAAUAUGCACAUCCAUCUAUCCAUCAGCAUGUAUGCACACGAUGUAGGUUAAAAUUGUGCAGAAUUGGUCAACGAGCUGGACCCUUCCAGACACCUCCACUCGGGCUGUCGAUUGAGAAAGGUGCAUUAUGGCUAAUGUAUGAAUUAUUUUCAUUACUAGCUGGGUAGUAAAGCUAGCUAGAGGAGUUAGCUAGCUAGAGGUGAGGUGGACCUUCCGUACCCUUCCGUGUCUGCCAAACUGCUGUAUACUAUAUGCUAGCUAGCUAUCUAUGAUGUUUUUUGAGGAUUUUAGGUAGGCAAGCAAGUAUGAAUCCCACAGCUCAAUGUUGUGCUUGUGAUCUUAUAAAAUUAAAUUCUUUCUGUGGCAAAAGUAAGAAUAAAAUUCUUGCACCCCCAUAUACACGCAAGGGCUAUUGUUUUGGCAUUAGAAGCAUUAAAACCACUUUCUGUGUGACGUAGUUGUUUUGAUUUAAAUUUGAGAAUAAUUGCCAUGCAUGCACUUUUGUGUAGGUAAAAAAUCAGACUUGCACAGGGUACAAAUGGUUGUUAAUGAAGUUUAAGAUUUUUUGGUUGCAUAAGUUCCAAGAGGAAGUGGAAUUAAAUUUUAACUAUAUUCUAAUUCUUCUUAAAAAUUUUCAUUAAUUUUGAGUGAAUAAGUCUUUUUUGGAUGGAUUUCUUUGAUUACUGUGGUCUGUUGUUUACAUUUUCUGCCUACAGAAAUGCUUGCGCUUGUGCAAAAAACCCGCAAACUUUUUAACGUGUACCUCCAUUGACAGAUUACUUCCUAAUGAAAAAUAGCCUUUUCUUGAUCAGACACUUUUAGAAGUGUUAUUCAAACAAUUUUAAAAACGAAACCUACGUGCUGCUGUCUGUACAAAUUUUGUUAAAAUGUAGCUGAACUUUCCGAAUGAAUUUUGAAGUUUCAUUUAAGAGUGAGUAAGGGAAAGAAGUGCUAUGUAUUAAAAAUUGUGUAACUAAAAUUGAAUGGUGGUCAAUGCAUUGACUUAGUUAUAUUCGAAAAGCAUAUGAAAUUAUCUAGACAAUGAUCUCAAUAUUAUUUAAAAAAAAUAAAAAAUUUUAGAUCAUAAAAAAACGCCUUAAAAAAUGACCCCCUUCAUCAUCAUUAUUCUUGGCUUAAUGUCCGUUUUCCAUGCUAGCAUGGGUUGGACAGGGUAUAUUAAUGACCCUCUUCCAAUCUGAUCUAGACUGUGUUAGAUCUAAACUCAACUUCCUCUGUAUCAAGGCUGUCGUUAUAACCUCCUGCCAAGUCUUUCUCGGCCUGCCUCUGGACUUUGCCCCAGGAACUAUCAAGUCUCUACACCUUCUUACCAAAGUAUCCCCCUGCAUUCUUUCCAAGUGCCUUGUUUAGGAAGUUUGCUCCAUUUACAAAACUAAAAGAUUUUCAUACAUUCAUUUUGGUAUUCACUAUACAUUUUUCUCGGGAGCAUUUUUGAAUUAUGCUUUAUAUGUUUUUACUUUUAAAGAUAUUUCCCAUGAAAGUUAAGUACUAAAUUAUUCCCUUCGUUUCAUCACAAAAAGCAUCAUAACUCGAGUUAGGUUUACAUUCACACCUUAUUUAAAAAAGCACCCAAGAUGUGUCAUUCCUUCACAAAACAAAGUCACGCUCCUCCUUAAAGCUUUUAUUGUUUUAUAAAUGGAAAUUAAAAUGUAUAGCAUACUCUCUGAAAAAUUUAACUCUGUGAAAAAGAGUUUUAAAAUUUUUUAAAUGUUCAUUGUUUUCUGUGUAAUUCAUUUGUUGCCAUAGUAAAGAUGUAUUUUUAAUACUUUUCUGUAUGAUGCGUACUACUCACUUCAACACUUUGAUCAUACGAAACGACAUGGGUAAGAUAACAAAUAAUAAGAACAAAGGACACAGAUAAAAUGAAAAAAAUGAAAAAAUAUAAAAAGUUCCGCAUAAAUAUAACUAUUGCUUUUUUUAUAAUCUUUUAUGACUAUAAUUGCAUUAUCAAAAAAGUUCGCUCGUCCGAAAGUGAGUAAAAAUUAUUCUCAAGAUGACAUAUGAACAUUCAGAAAUGUUUUUGUGAGUACAAUAAGUUAUGUGUGCUAUGAAUGUAAAGUAGGUUUUUUGGAAUAAAGACAUCCUUUCAUAUUGUUUCAUAACUUUUUUCUUUUCUAUCAAAAAGCUCGUUUUCAACUCAUACGAAUGUGUAAAAAAUUUUGUUUUAAAAAAAUGAGAUUUUUUCCCUUUGUCACACCUUAUGGCGUAUAUGUUGAUAAAGAUUUUUUUUGAUUGAAAACGAACCAUAUUGUGAUGACCUGAAAAAUGAACAAUAAAUUUAUGAAAAUAACAAUAUAGUCAUGCAUACUAUUUUGUACAUGUAGAAAAGGAAGUUAAGAUUGAGAGAGUUGCUAUACGUAGACGCUCAAUCAUCAUGUUUGGGUUUCACGAUUUAAAACGUCUCCUACUUUUUUACUGCAAAAUAAAUGCGCAAAAAAGAUUGACCUUGGAGUUCAUAUCGCACGUGUAAUAUCCUUUGCCAUGCCUUGUUAAACAAAUAAAUAACCAUUUUAUAAAUCGCGUACCCGGAGCAAAUUAGGUAUGCUACGCAAUCGCAUAAUUUGGUCAACUGGAAUAUGUGAUUGAUCACGUAAGCACAUAUUUACAGAAUGAGAAGCCUGAGAUUCUGUGAAAAAUUCACCCUUUAUUUAUAAAGAGAUGACUGUGUUAACCGCAUGUUUUCCCUCAAAUAAUUCUCCCCGUCAGCACAUCAAUGAUAAAGUUUAACCCUUGUAAUUUAGCAUUUUAAUCUUACUCACUUAGCAAAAUUUUAACGAUUUAGUUAUUAAAACUACAGGCACAUUCAUAAACUCACUACUUUUGUCAGUGAGUGCUUCAGUGAUGCCUGCUAAUUUUUUCCAACCCAGGUUAAACACGAAUAGUGUGUACUUUACAAAAAAUUAAAAUGAACCCCCAAAGUUGCUUUCCACUUUAUUGAGGAAGCAGUUCUGAAUGCCUUUAUUCUUUACAAUCAAACCAGGGUCAACUUUUUUCAAUUGAGUGUGAUUCAAGAACAACCAAUUGUGUUAAAAAUUCUGUUCCAGAAUACAACCUUCCAGCAACUGAUUCCACCAACUGAAAUAAAAAGUAACCCUAAAAAGAGUUCUAAUCUUGUGUCAAGAGAGAUCAGAAAAGAAAGUCAUUAUUAAUGCGAGAAUUGUAUCAGCAAUCCUGGACUCUGCUAAGCACCAUGCUUUUAAUGAAUUUUAGAGAAACAAACAGUUUUGAGAAACGAACAGUUUUUUUUUUGUAUUAUAAUAUAGAUAAUUUUGGUUGCUAAGGUGGAAAAUCGCAGGUCAUGAAAGGUUGACACUGGUUACAUGAAAAACAUUUGUUGACUUAAAAAAUGUCCAAACUUUUUUUAAACUGAAAUAGAGGUAUAAGAAAUGGAAAUAAUUGUGUGCUAAUUUUAUAGAUAUAUGUCUUCAGAAUUUACAGUUAUGAAUUCUAACAACACUUCUCGCCUUAUUGCAUUAAAAAUGGUGUCUGCAAUGUCAACAGGAUUGUUUACUGGUGGUGCUUUGUAUGUGAGUUGUGUUGACAGUCCAGCCAGAAUGACUCAUGAUGCUGCUUCUGCUAUCACUAUGUGGAAACCAUCCUUUGUGAGAGCUAAGAAUAUUCAGAGUAAAUUGUGCAUUUUGUCGUCACUAUCUUCAUUUGGUGUAUAUGGAUGCAUCAAAGAUAAAUCUAGUGAUGCCAUGGUGUGGUUCGGUGUUGGUGCUGCUAUGCUUUCUAUCUUAUCCAUAACAUAUGUUUUUAUUGCUCCACAAAAUGAGCAAUUAAUAGAGACUGAAAACUGCAUUCAUGUGAAAGGUGAUGAAUGGAUUCGUGAGAAUUUAGAUAAAUGGAACAGAUUACAUAGCAUUCGAACAUUUAUAUCGUUUAGUGUUUUGGGUGUCAUAGCUUACGUUCUUGCUAAGUAGAAAUAUAUUACACAUACAAAUUUACUUUAUCGUUAAAAACAGGAUUUAUAUUAGGAAAUCAAACAGCAAUAAACACAAAAGCAAAUUUGAAGUAUUUUUGUCAUAUAAAGCGUCUAUAAAUGUUUUUGGGUACGAUCUUUGAGAUUUGGUCCCUUUUCCUAAACAAUCCUUUCCAGUGUUUUUAUAAAUAGUUAAAAUAUUAAAAAUGUUUAUUGUUGCAGUAUUAUAAGCUAGAUAAUGUGUAUAGAGGUUUUUUAAAGUUGUUCCUAUAAAAUAAUAUUUUUAUAUAUUUACAAGUUUGAAUUAUUUCGAAGUUGUUCUAUGAAUUAAUAAUUUUACAUAUUUACUAGAUAGGUAAUAUUUUUUGAAGUUGUUUCUGAGAAAUAAUAUUUUUAUAUAUUUACAGUAUUAUAACGUUGAUAAGAUCGAUAUGAAAUCC
Molecule: messenger RNA, 4497 nt
Organism: Hydractinia symbiolongicarpus
Lineage: Eukaryota; Metazoa; Cnidaria; Hydrozoa; Anthoathecata; Hydractiniidae
Exons: 3
Coding region: 3555-4058 (167 amino acids)
Source: RefSeq, a predicted model, not a curated record